AUGGUCAGACAGGCCUCUCACCGUGCCACCACUUGCUGUUUGUUCCAACAAGUAGAAUCGGAGCUCCUUCACAAACUCUGCCACACACAGUCUGGUCACUGCGCCGCUUAUUCCCUGCCACGGACUCACUGUAGGAAGAGUAUGGUCACUAUGCCCCUCUGUGCCCUCUCACCCCUUCAUUCCACCCUCUCUACCACUUUCUCAGUAAAGCGUGCAUUUUGCACGCACUGCCUAUGCAUAGAUGAUGCACUGUGA
Molecule: messenger RNA, 255 nt
Organism: Echinococcus granulosus
Lineage: Eukaryota; Metazoa; Platyhelminthes; Cestoda; Cyclophyllidea; Taeniidae
Exons: 2
Coding region: 1-255 (84 amino acids)
Source: RefSeq, a predicted model, not a curated record